Messenger RNA from Planococcus citri (citrus mealybug), 1629 nucleotides. RefSeq names its product E3 ubiquitin-protein ligase Sce (gene Sce). Gene Ontology annotation, molecular function: ubiquitin protein ligase activity; chromatin binding. The transcript has 3 exons. Gene Ontology annotation, cellular component: PcG protein complex; ubiquitin ligase complex. Bases 281 to 1429 code for a protein of 382 amino acids. NCBI's taxonomy places the organism in Eukaryota, Metazoa, Arthropoda, Insecta, Hemiptera, Pseudococcidae. The record is from RefSeq and is a predicted model, not a curated record.
GACAGAAUGAGUGAGAGAGAUAAACGAUAAACAGCUCAUAAACUCAUAAACGAUAAAAAAUUUAGCGUUAAAAUCUGAUGGUUUAUUGUUAUUUCCAGUAUUUUUAUUCAAUUAUCGUACUUUAAAUUGUAAAGAAGUUUGAUUACCUUCCUGUUAAAACUGUGGCGAAUAUUUUCUAUGUACUCGAUUACACCGGUUCACUCCGAUCAAUAACUGCAAACUGUGUUUCCGAGUUUGUGUUUGAUGGAAAUCGUGCAUCAUUCCGGAUUCUUGAAGUCUGAUGCGAGAGCAUUUUAGCCAGUUACAGAUACAUCACAGUAAUAUACAAACCAUGGCUUCGAAUUCUUCAAACGAUCAGCUGGGUGUAAAUAAAACAUGGGAGCUGUCGCUGUACGAGCUACACAGAUCUCCACAAAAAGCCAUCACCGAUGACACGGAAAUCGCGGUUUCACCUCGAAGCCUUCACAACGAAUUGAUGUGUCCAAUAUGUUUGGAUAUGUUGAAGAAAACGAUGACGACGAAAGAAUGUUUACAUCGUUUUUGUCACGAUUGUAUCAUCACCGCUUUACGUUCCGGUAAUAAAGAAUGUCCGACUUGUCGUAAAAAACUAGUUUCUAAACGUUCCCUUCGACCUGAUCCAAAUUUCGAUUUACUUAUUUCUAAAAUAUACCCGAGUCGCGAAGAAUACGAAGCUCAUCAGACUAAAGUACUGGAUAAACUAAACAAAAGUCACAGCCAAGCUGCUCUCGUAUUAUCCAUCAACGAAGGUAUCAAGAUCCAAAAUCAGAACCGUUUACAACGUAUAAAUAAGAAAAACCAAAACGACGAGAAUUCCGGUGUUGUUGAUUCCACUGUUUCUGAAACGAACCAGAACGACUCCCAAGUACCUUCUAGUACUUCGGCUUCAACGUUUCCGAAGACUACUCAAAAAAAUUCCUCGUUUGAUCAAGACGAUGUUGAAAGUGUACCCGGUACAUCGGGCGUUAAUUCGAACCCAGCUAAACCUGAAAUCAGCUCGGAUUCUGCUGAAAGUAUGACCGAGUCUGGAUCAGUCAGCGAGGGUAGUUGGUGCGGCCCAACGUCGUCUGAUGAAAUAGAACUCGUAUUUAAACCUCAUCCUGACGAGCAUAAUCGCGAAUUGAUUAGAUCUUUGAAAGAAGGAUCCAUCCGGUAUUUGAAAACUACAGCUAAUGCCACGAUGAGCCAUCUCAGCAAGUAUUUAGAGACCAGAGCGUCCAUAGAUUUAGGAUCCAUGUGGAAUAAUCGUGAAAUCACAUUCAGCGUUCAUAUUGCUCCAAAUCCAGGUCACUUUAUUAGUCUUAACGAUAACGAGUCGUUGAGAAACGUUGUCGAUAAUUAUUGGAGAAACAAUAAACCUUUAGAAUUAUUCUACAUUACUAAAAAGAAGAGUAAUUCCACCAAGUCGUAAAAUACUGGAUGAGUUGAAGAGUGUAUGAAGAACUGAGUAAUUUUUUAGUUUUUUUUUUCUUUAAUGUACUGUGCGUCUAUGUGUAAAGCUAAUUUUUACAUUUGUAAUGUUUUCAUGUAAAUUGACAUUAUUUUAAAUCAUUUUUGUAAUGUAAUUAUGUAUUAUUGGUGUUCGUAAAAACUAUAAAUUUUUUUGGUAUA